This is a messenger RNA of Fonsecaea monophora, 3762 nucleotides long. RefSeq lists its product as hypothetical. The record is from RefSeq and is a predicted model, not a curated record. Gene Ontology annotation, biological process: phosphatidylinositol dephosphorylation. The coding region runs from base 1 to 3762 and encodes 1253 amino acids. The transcript has a single exon. NCBI's taxonomy places the organism in Eukaryota, Fungi, Ascomycota, Eurotiomycetes, Chaetothyriales, Herpotrichiellaceae. Gene Ontology annotation, molecular function: phosphatidylinositol-4,5-bisphosphate 5-phosphatase activity; protein binding.
AUGGAGCAAGGAACAGAUGCUGCUUCAAUAAAACCUGUCUCUUCCCUGAGAUCUCACUUCGAGGGUCUUAAAGUCAACCUCCCGCAGCCUGACAACCGUGGCAGCAUCCCUGCAUCUCCGCAAGCAUUGAAACCGAUCGACAGGCCCAGUCCACUGCCACCUCAGAGAGCCUCCUUCGAUCUAUCUCGGCCGACAUCGCCAUGGGCAGGUGCAGGAGGAGGGCAUACCAACUACGCAGGACCACAAACUCCCGUCAAGGGCACCGAAUCACCUCCCAAAUAUGGCCACCGGCGGCCCAUGUCCAUGCUCCUGCAGUCCUCCCCACAGCUGACUCCGUCUGUCAAGAUAGACUCUCCGCAGUCACCUCCGCGCACGUUCUUUGAGCGAAGCUCUUCCAGAUCUCCUGAGCGGGUGGACAAUACUCCUUUUGGAAAGGUGCGCGAACUCAUAUCCCAACACUCGAGUCGCUCUUCAACCCCGGCACCUCGAGGGCCUAGUGCAGAUCGCUCGGACACGGCGAAGACCCUGGAUCCUGCACACUCUGGUACUGAAUCGCACGAUGAAAAACCGAAAGCCGGUCCUCCUCCGGUCAAUCGAGCGGACAAGCCCAAGAUUCCUGCCAAGCCAUCUGUGAUGUCUGUCCCAGCAGGUAAUGUGCUGCACCCAGAGGUUCGAAGACCUUCAUUCGAAGCCCGAGUAUCACCGUUCAGCACACCGCCGAGCAGUGAUGAAAACUCUCCAGCGCAAAGUCCAGACAUAUCGGCCCCAUCAUCGACCAAACCCUUGGCCCCUGCAACAGUCCCGGCCAAAGUGGCCCAGUCUCAAGUUCCUUCUUCUGAGGCAAAUUCUGUGCGCCCAAAGGAUGCUCGAAUGUUUGGAUUCUCAACCACGUCGUCCGUGCCCGAGAGAAAGGACCCUAGGACUUUGGGCUUUACAGCACCUGAGCCACGACCACCAAGUCACGGAGCAACCCUACCGUCAAGAGCUAAUACCGUCUCCGAGAAGCCUACUAGAGACCCUCGUGAGAUGAGCCUAUCAAAUGGUAAACCAGCACAGCGCCACGUUUCGGAGACCAUGCGACACACACCUCCACCUCCAUCACAGGUCGCUCCCGCACAGCCUCCACGGACGAACACCAUACGUGAUGCUCGUCUGCUUGGCUUUUCUAGUGCCCAGCCUUCGUCAGUGGAAAAGAUAGCGGAAGAAGAACCACACCCUAGUCUACCUCCUCGAAGGAACAUUGAACCUCCUCCGCGUCCUUCCAAUGAGUCGAAGAAUACGUCACGGCCUCUACAGCCACCAAGCCAUGUGGCGACACCAGACCGUUCCAAAAAGCCUCCGUCUGCCCAGCAACUGUCACGUGCACCCACCUUACCUGUCGACUUACAUUUCCCUCCGCCACCGAAGCGUACUAGUGUCGAUGAGCGCGUGCUCCAUCAGCCAACGUCAACACAGAGGUCCCAGACGUUUGCUGGGGAUUUCUCGAGGCGUCCCUUGGCAAACAUGAAUGCCGAAGACUCCGAUGAAGCAGAGGAGCCGCUUGAAGAGCCUACCACCUCUCGAUCUGAGUACCCGGAUGCCACUCAUACCAAUCGGCGGCCUCCGUUCAGUAAAAGCAGUCUUUGGGAGAUAGGCACGAAGUCGGACUCCCGGCUUGCUGAAGUUUGUGGACAAUAUUUGUGUACGGCUGGCUAUGUGACUCGUGUAUUUGAUAUGUCUUCAGGAGAGCAGAUCAUGAGCAUUAACCACGGCGAGACAGUCAAGGUGACGGCUGUGGCCUUCAAGCCUGCAGUAGAUCUCGCAAACGAGGGAACAAGACUAUGGCUAGGUUUGAAUACUGGCGAGUUGAUGGAGGUCGAUGUUGCGACACAUACCGUGAUGACAACCAAUUCGUCACACAAUCGUCGAGAGAUUGUGCGCAUACUCCGGAACCGAAGGGACUUGUGGACAAUCGAUGACGAUGGGAAACUUUUUGUGUGGAAGGCCGAUGAGACAGGUGUCCCCAAUCUCAAAUACAGCCAUAUUUCCCACAAAGUUCCACGGGGACAUACGUUCUCCCUGGCAAUUGAUGGCAAACUCUGGUAUGCUUCAGGGAAGGAAAUACGAAUAUACAAACCAGGAAAUGAAAGCUCAUUUGCUGCCUUGACAUCACCAUUAUCGCAACAUGGGAACGGGGACGUCACCUGCGGAACAUACUCGAACGAAGAUAAAGGAAGAGCAUAUUUCGGCCACAUUGAUGGGCGAGUGUCGAUAUACUCGACCAAGGACUAUUCCACUAUCGCCAACGUCAAAGCCAGCGACUACAAAAUUAACAGCCUGGCUUUUGUGGGAGGCCAAUUAUGGGCUGCAUUUAAAACAGGAAUGGUCUAUGUCUAUGACACUUCCAGCUCGCCCUGGAAGACCCAGAAGGAUUGGAAAGCGCACGACGGACCCGUUACUCAACUCCUCUUCGAUCCAAGCAGUGUUUGGACCCUUCAACAAUUGCAAGUUGUCACGAUCGGACAUGACAAUUUUGUAAGGCUUUGGGACGCUGCCCUCGAAGACGAUUGGAUCGAAAUGGAGAUGCAGCGCCGCAGUAGCGAAUAUUGCAAAUUUCGAGACGUCCGAGCCGCUGUUGUCACCUGGAAUGUCGGUGCGUCGACGCCUUCCAAUCUCCGCGACGAUUUCAUUAUGGAAGCAAUCCACGCACACGAUCCACCGGAGAUCCUGGUAUUUGGGUUUCAAGAAGUAGUUGAUCUGGAGGAUCGUGCUGUAACUGCAAAGAGCAUUUUUGGAUUCGGCAAGAAGAAGGAUACCGUCAAGACAGAACAACACCAGAGUCGUGUCUAUCGCGAGUGGCGAGACUAUCUCAGCAAAGUCAUUAGCCGGUCCACCAGCAGACACUAUGAAUACUCGGAACUUCAUCUCUCCAGCUUGAUCGGGCUAUUCCAGUGCGUGUUUGUCAGGCAAAGCGAGCGGCCAAACAUCCGAAACCUCCAAGCUGCGAGUGUCAAGCUCGGGCUGAAAGGCCGCUAUGGUAACAAAGGAGCGCUCGUGACCCGUUUCAUAUUGGACGACAGCUCUGUAUGCUUCAUCAAUUGCCACCUUGCAGCUGGCCAGACUCACACGUCACAUCGGAACAACGACGUCGCAGCCAUCUUAGAAGCCGAAGCUCUGGAUGCAGAACGUGACCCUGAGGUGCGCAGUUCGAUUUAUAUUGGAGGCGGUGACGGAACACAAAUUCUUGACCAUGAAAUAUGCAUUCUGAACGGUGACUUGAAUUACCGCAUAGAUGCCAUCCCGCGAGACGCUGUCAUCAACAUGAUCAAGCGCAACGAACUGGAUACACUUCUGAAAAAGGACCAGAUUAUGCUUUCGCGUCGGCGUGUCUCAGGGUUCCGUUUGGCCCAGUUCGUCGAGUUACCUAUCACUUUUGCACCCACAUACAAAUACGACGUGGGAACCGAUGACUACGACACCUCGGAGAAGAAGCGCGCGCCAGCAUGGUGUGAUCGACUCCUCUAUCGUGGUCCAGGACGGAUAGAGCAGCUGGAAUAUCGCCGCCAUGAGGUGCGAACGAGCGAUCAUCGGCCUGUCAGUGGUGUCUUUAAACUCACGGUGAAGACAAUCGAUGCGGUAAAACGGACCAAAGUCAAGGAAGAUUGCUUUGAGAAAUUCACCGAGGUACGCAGGAGGAUGGCGGAAAAGGCGAGCGUCGAGUACUUGGUUACCGUGUUGGGCGUCGCCGAACAGGAAGCUAAGCGGCUCAUAACAGCCAGAUGA